Mercurialis annua (annual mercury) is the source of this 2705-nucleotide messenger RNA. RefSeq names its product putative pentatricopeptide repeat-containing protein At1g69350, mitochondrial. The transcript has a single exon. The coding region runs from base 76 to 2643 and encodes 855 amino acids. Gene Ontology annotation, biological process: RNA modification. Gene Ontology annotation, molecular function: RNA binding; protein binding. Lineage: Eukaryota; Viridiplantae; Streptophyta; Magnoliopsida; Malpighiales; Euphorbiaceae. The record is from RefSeq and is a predicted model, not a curated record.
UUUUUUGGUAAGCCCAUCCGGUUUCCAAGGCUUCGCCCUGACUAAUCCGGAUCCGACCCGCGUCGCGCACCUGGCAUGGUGGGUGAGUCUACCAGUGGGAAUUUUCUGCAUUCACAAGGACUCGAACCCGAAACCUUGCUUAAGCGAUAUCAAGCCGCUUACCACUUGAACCAACCCCAUUGGUGCCUUAGAGCUUCAUUUUCAAUCAACAACAGACAACAUUUUGUCAAGUUCACGAAACAAACAAUAGCAAUGACACUGUACAUGCCUUUAUUUAGGGCAUGCACAAGUUUAAGACCGCUAACCCAACUCCAUUCCCAUCUCUUAGUCACUGGUCUCCACCAUGAUCCACAAGCAACUACAAAGCUCAUUGAGUCAUAUUCUCAAAUGGAUUGUCUUCAAUCUUCUAAGCUUGUCUUUGAAACCUUUCGAACCCCAGAUUCUUUCAUGUGGGCAGUUCUCAUUAAGUGCCAUGUCUGGUCUAAUUUCUUUGGAGAAGCCAUUUCACUGUAUAAUAAAAUGAUACACCAAGAAAUACCCAUCAGUGACUUCAUAUUUUCUUCAAUUAUUAGAGCUUGUGCUGGUUUUGGUGAUCUGGGUAUUGGUUUAAAGGUUCAUGGGAGGAUUAUUAAAUGUGGGUUUGAUGAUGAUCCAGUGGUUGAGACCUCACUUCUGGGUAUGUAUGGCGAUUUAGGUUGCGUAAGUUAUGCCCAGAAGGUGUUUGUUAAUAUGUCUACGAGAGACUUGGUUUCUUGGAGUUCAAUUAUUUCUUGUUAUGUUGAUAAUGGGGAGGCGAGUAAAGGUUUGGAAAUGUUUCAAUUACUACUGGCGAAUGAUGUCGAAUUGGAUUCUGUAACAAUGCUUAGCAUUGCAGAGGCUUGUGGUGAACUUGGUUUUUUGAGGCUAGCCAAGUCAGUUCAUGGUUACAUAGUAACCAAGAAAAUUGGAACUCGCGGACCGUUAAACGACUCUCUUGUUCUAAUGUAUAGCAAGUGUGACGAUAUUUUCAGUGCAGAGAGGAUCUUUGUAGAUGUAAUGAAUAAGAGUACUGCUUCAUGGACAGCUAUGAUUUCGUGCUACAAUCGAAAAGGUUGGCUUAGAAGAGCACUAGAAGUUUUUGUUGAAAUGCUGGAAUCAAAAGUAGAGCCGAAUGUAGUUACUAUUUUGGCUGUUCUAAGCUCUUGUGCUGGGUUUAGCCUUCUUAGAGAAGGGAAAUCUGUUCAUUGUUAUUCAAUUAAGCAUAUUGAGCUCUAUGAUGAUUCAUUAGGGCCACCAUUAAUAGAAUUAUAUGCUAAAUGUAGUAAACUGAGUUACUGCGACAAGGUUAUCCAUACUAUUGGGAAAGGAAAUGUUGUAUCAUGGAACAUGCUUAUAUCAGUGUUUGUAUCAGGAGGGUUGUUUAAAGAAGCAUUGGAAAUAUUUGUGCAGAUGCAAAGACUAGGACUGAUCCCAGACUCGUAUAGCCUUUCAAGUUGUGUCUCCGCUUGUGCAAAUGGGGGCUUACUAUGGUUUGGACGUGAACUGCAUUGUUAUGCAGUUAAAGGACAUAUUUUGGAUGAGUUUGUACAGAAUUCGCUAAUCGACAUGUAUUCGAAAUGUGGUUUUGUCGAUUUGGCUUACUUGGUAUUUAACAGGAUCGAGCGGAAGAGUGUUGUAGCUUGGAAUUCUAUGAUUUCUGGAUUUUGUCAGAAUGGUAAUUCUUUGGAGGCCAUUAGUCUCUUUGAUGAAAUGUAUAUAAACUGCCUUGACAUGAACGAGCUGACGUUGUUGGCUGCUCUUCAAGCCUGCUCACACAUGGGACAUCUUGGAAAGGGAAAAUGGUUGCACCAUAAAAUCAUUGCCUACGGUGCAAAGAAUGAUCUGUUUAUUGACACUGCCCUAAUCGACAUGUAUGCAAAGUGCGGAGAGCUUCCAACAGCCCGAAAGGUUUUCGAUAGCAUGUCGGAAAAGAGUGUGGUGUCAUGGAGUGCAAUGAUUGCCGGAUACGGAACGCACGGUAACAUAGAUGCUGCGAUCUCUCUGUUCACUCAAAUGAUUCAAAUUGGAAUAAAACCAAAUGACAUAACCUUCAUGAACAUUCUAUCAGCUUGCAGUCAUUCAGGAUAUGUGGAAGAAGGGAAGCUGUACUUUAAUUCAAUGCAGGAUUUCCGAGUUGAGCCUAACUCGGAACACUUUGCUUGUAUGGUUGACCUGUUAAGUCGUGCUGGUGAUCUCGACGAAGCCUACCGAAUAAUAAAGUCAAUGCCACACCCUGCAGAAGCUAGCAUAUGGGGUGCUUUACUUAAUGGUUGUCGAAUUCAUCGGAGAAUAGAUAUGAUCCGACGCAUUGAAAAAGAGGUAUCAGAGAUGAAGACAGAUGAUAGUGGAUAUUACACCUUAUUGUCUAAUAUAUAUGCAGAAGAAGGUAAGUGGGAUGAAUGUAAGAAAGUAAGAUCAGCAAUGAAAGGUAUUGGUGUAAAGAAGGUUCCAGGUUACAGUACAAUUCAAAUUGACAAUAAAGUUUAUAGAUUUGGAGCAGGAGAUAUAUCUCAUUGGCACUUCCUGGAAAAAUUUCCAAAUUUGGCUUUGGAACAAUUAUGUAAUGGAUCAUGUUGGACCAAUAAUGAAACUAAAGUAGAAUACACAUUUUUGAGCUAUUCAUAGUCUUCUCUCUUUCUCUUCUGGUUCUGUAACCUAAUAAAGUUUUUGAUGGCUAUAUUGAACUA